UUUUAAGUCUAAGCCAACAUUGUUCUAAAGUUAAUCCUAAAAUUUGGUAUAUUGUUGGUGAAACAACAAAUAAUGCUGAAUCAGCACAUGCAGACAUUAAUCGUGAGGGAAAAGAAUUAAGUUUAAUGAAUGCAAUUGAGAA
Messenger RNA from Racocetra persica, 142 nucleotides. Lineage: Eukaryota; Fungi; Glomeromycota; Glomeromycetes; Diversisporales; Gigasporaceae. The record is from the annotation of a GenBank genome assembly.